AGUAAAAAAUAAAAAUAGUCUAUACUUUCAAUCGUUUUUCAAUCUGUCUACAGAGGCAAGUGGUUACUGUUUACUAUGGCUGAAUCGCCUGAAUCAACUGAACAAGAAACGUUCGAAACCUGCCGCGGCGAUAACCAUUUUGCGUUAAACGAUGGUCAUUUGCACGAUCGCUUAUUUAUCGAAACUACUAUUAACUGUGAUCGCCUUGCGAAUCGUUUGGAAUCAAUGAAUUUCUUACGGGAUGUCGCUUUAAAACUCGGUGCGGAAAAUACUCGUAAACACUUAGUACCAUACCUUACUCAUCUCAUUAUUGCUGAAAAAUUAUCAGGAUUGAAAAAUUUAGCUGAAAUUCUUGGUGAAUUUGAAAAUUAUGUGGGAGGACCAAAAUAUACUCACAUUUUACUGCUUCCUCUAGAAGAAUUAGCUGGUUCUAAACUUAGUGAUGUUAGAAUGGCCGCCAUAAAAUCAUUGCAAACAUUAGCUGAUAUUAUGGAAGUAAUUGAUUUGGAGAACUAUUUUAUACCUUUUAUUGCUAGUUUAACAAUGAAUGAUAGAAGUGCAAAACGUUUGUCUGUUAGUCAUCUUUUCACUUCAGUUUAUAUGCGCGUCAGUCCGAAACAUCAAAGUGACUUGAUUGACUAUCAUUGUUUCUUAAGUUUAGAUUCGUUACCUUCUGUUCGUCAAAAUGCAGCUAAUAAUUUAGUUGAUUUCAGCGAGGUUGUCCACAUGUCAAUUUUUGACAGUAAAUUAACACCACGUUUGGAACAAUUUAGUUUUGACCAAAAUGAGCACGUUAGAAUUUUGGCUUUAUCAACAGCAAUAACAAUUUCAAACAAAUUUGAUAUAUCUUACAAUAAACAGAUAAUUCUUCCUAUUGUGUUGAAUUCAAUAAAUGACCCUUCAUGUAGAGUACGUUCAAUACUCAUCAAGAAUAUUGCAAAGAAUUUGAUAGUACUGCCAGAAGAUCGAUUAAUAUGCUGUUUGAAAGCAUUUAUUAUAAAUGAUUCAUGGAAAAUGCGAAAUACUGGUGCAAUUUAUUUAUAUAUAUUGGCAAUUCAAAAAGGUCUCAAAUUUUUUGAAGAUUAUUUAGAAAAAUCAUUUUUAAUACUAUUAACUGACACGAAACCAACUGUUCAACAAACCGCCAUGGAUGUGUUUAAACUACUAGUUGGUGAAUUUGGAAUGGACUGGGCUCAAACAUAUAUAGUGCCAUACCUUAUAAAACUAUCUUACUCGAGAAAUACCUACAAUAAAAUGGCUUUUUUAUCAUUUGCUAAAGUAUGUGCAACAAUAAUGUGUAUACAAUUUAGAACACUAAACAUUAAUAUAAAAGAGAAUGCAGUGAAAUAAUGAUUUGUUGGAUACUUAAUAAGCCAAUGUUCUAUGAUUAGAUGUUAGCUAUUAAAUAUUCUUUUGAUCUCAAAAACUAACUUAUUUGAUGGGUUCUUAAUAGUAAAGUUACAAAAACCUUGAAUUACUUGAAUUAGAAUUUUUUUGAAAUCUGUGAUCAAUUGAUGUUAAACAAGCUAUUUCCUCAUGUCGUGUACCAUCAAUUUGACGAAAAUCCAAAUGUUCGCUAUGCUUUAGUCAAAACAUUAAAUGUGAUGAUGACCUCAUUUUCUGAGUAUGAUUAUAUUCAUAAUUAAUUCAAUAUUUAUGAAACAUAAUUUUAUUUAGUGUAUUAUUAUACCACAGUAAGGAUGAUAUAUUAAAUGAUAAAAUCAAAACGACCUUAAAAAUAUUAAUCACAGACACAAGCAAUUAUAUUAGUGACCUGGCAAUGGAUACCUGGAAUAAGCACUUUAGUGAGUUAUUAUUCAGUUUUUAUGUAAUUAUUUGUUAUAAAAUUAUUUAAGUGAAUUCAAUUUCUCAGGUACUCAAUAAUAUCACAAAAUAUGAUCAUCAUUUUCAAAAAGUAUCCUCCAUCAUUAUUUUUACUGCAAUAUUCUCUUUUUAA
This is a messenger RNA of Melanaphis sacchari, 1957 nucleotides long. RefSeq names its product probable serine/threonine-protein phosphatase PP2A regulatory subunit. Lineage: Eukaryota; Metazoa; Arthropoda; Insecta; Hemiptera; Aphididae. Gene Ontology annotation, cellular component: cytoplasm; protein phosphatase type 2A complex. Gene Ontology annotation, biological process: protein dephosphorylation. Gene Ontology annotation, molecular function: protein phosphatase regulator activity. The transcript has 7 exons. The record is from RefSeq and is a predicted model, not a curated record. The coding region runs from base 76 to 1350 and encodes 424 amino acids.